Molecule: messenger RNA, 894 nt
Organism: Cladocopium goreaui
Lineage: Eukaryota; Dinophyceae; Suessiales; Symbiodiniaceae
Source: the annotation of a GenBank genome assembly
AUGGAAGUACCCGGCACCGCUCCAGUUGCAGCCAAGGAAGUCGUGGCAUCCCCAGCAGGCUAUGCACCGCCGUCCAUGGCGCAGACAUACAUGCGCGGUCCCCUGACGGUUUCGGGGAGUGGCAAGCCGUUGAGUGCGGAAGAGCUGGCUGCCUGCAAAGAGGAGUUGGAAGCCAUCAAGAAGGAGUUUGGACUUCACGAACCCGACAGAGCUCACAUGAACGAGGAAGGCACCAAGUGGCGCUUCGGUGGGGUCCCGGAUUAUUCCUUGGUCAACCUGAAAUACUUGCAAGGGAGGACCAAGAACCACGCAGCGGGGUCACUGGAACUGAUCGUGGAGAACCUGGUGAAGACAUGGGAGAUGGAACGAUCGCACAAAGUGGAUCCCAACCAACACCGCAGCGUGGAUCCGGAGAAGUUUCAGAUUGGCGCCAAUGGAUGGACGAAGUACGGCAACGAGGAGGCCAACACGGUGGGCAACUACAACGUCCUGCUGAGCGGCUGCCCGGCAAAACUCUACGACUCCUCCCAGACCACCUGGGAAGAAUCGCACGCGAAGUUCCACAAUGCCUUUGCCGCCUUCCCUUGGGAGCUGCUGGAGGUUUUCUCGGGACCUCCGAAGGUGGCCUUCACCUGGCGUCACUGGGGGGAGUUCACAGGGACCUACGAGGACAACAAGGGCAAGGGCGAGUUGGUGGAGGUCUUCGGCUUUGGGGUGGCAAUCGUGGAUGACCAGCUCAGGUUGGUGGAUGUGGAGAUCUUCUACAAGGCGGAGGCCUUUCUGGAGGUGCUGCGUGGCGAGCGCCCAGCAGAGGAGUUGAGCCGCGGCCGUGAUCUGCUCGGGGUAGCCGCAGCAUCAGGCUGUCCGCAUUUGAAGACCCAGGUGCCUAGUUGA